GGGAAGAGAGGACCUGGCUACCACACUCGGGGGUUAGAGCAGUCGACUCGGUUUCCAGAACGCUCGCUGUGACAAACUUUACGUUAUUUCCCUUUUUGGGGCAACAGUAAUGUUUGGGGGUCUUAGUAUUUUGACCAUAGACCGCGAUAGUCUAAUAGAGGUUACAUCUACUUUGCUCGUUUUGUUAUUGCUGCCUUGCUGUUAACGAUAACUCGGUUCGACAACAAACUUUUUUCUGUUCUUAGCCAAAAAAAAACCACAACCCAAAACAAUAACAACAAGGCAAAUAAUAUCAAACGAAAUAUAAUACAAAACUGGAGUGGCCACUAUAAACUGUUGUCUUCAUCGGUUGAAUUGUCUUUCGGGCAGGCGUUUCAUAAGGAAGAAAUAUUAUUAUUGAGGUCCGUGACCAAUUAUUCCAUUUUCUGUGCAUAUCUACUCAGCUCUUCGUGCGAGGUUUAUCUUACAAUCAACAUGGAUAACAGCAGUACUAGUCUUCUUAAAGUAGCUCAAACCAGUGGCUUGUUAAGCGAACGCAUUACCUCAAUGCUCCUCGUUCUCAACUGGUCUGUUCUGAGCGCCACCAUCGCUGUCUUUGGCAUUGCUGCAAACAUCAUCAACAUCAUCGUCUUCAUCAAGAUGGGUGUCCGAGAAUCCGUGAACCUCUCCUUGUUGUGUCUCUCCCUGUCUGACCUCGGUAGUCUUGUCGUACUGGCCUGGAUUUCUGUGAUGUCCAACCCUUUGUUCACCUCACUAGACCUGCCGUUUAUUCCAACAGACAUGAUCAUGUUCAGUGGCAGCUGGAUAUGGAUAUGCUUUGUCAGGCCAGCAGGCGUGAUUACUGCUUUCGUGACAAUGGAGCGCUGUCUGUGUAUCAUAACACCCCUGCGUGUACACAGAAUAUUCACCCCAAAAAAGACAGCCAUUUGCCUUGCUGCUGCGUUCUUCCUUGUGCUACUGUCUUUACUCCCAGUCCACGCUUACGUGAACUUCAGUCCUAUCUUCGAUGUCCGUAAAAACAAGACGCUGCUCGGAAUAGUUUACCUCGACAAUGCUGAUGCCAUCGAACAAUUUGUUAUGAUAACAGGCGUCAUUGUGACUGCAGGCUCUGUCCUCUGCGUCUCCGUGUUCUCAGCCGUCCUGAUCCACGCACUUAUUCAGCGUCGCCGGAAGUGGAAGUGUUCCAAAAAUAGGGGCACGUCACAAACUCCGGAAAACACACGGACACAGAGCAAGGACGUCCAAGUAGCCAAAAUGAUAUUGCUCGUCGCUGCAGUGUUCCUCAUUACCUUCAUGCCCAACGGAGCCAUGUUUCUUGCCAUAGAAUUAGUCCAUGAGUUUUUCCCGGGUAGAGCUUAUUACAACCUAUUUAAUGUCUGUAUAUCUUCUUCGCAGGUCUUGCAAGGGAUCAAUAGCUCGAUAAACAUUCUACUCUACAUCAAAAUGGGUUCAAAAUUCAGGCGUACCGCCAGGGCUUUGUUUCUUUCCCCGAAGCGAACGCAGCCCAACCUUUAUUAAAGUCUAACUUUCUCAAACUAUAUUUAGUUUUGGGGGCUUGCUUUAAUAUAACAGGCUUUGCUACUCAUCUGUGGUGGAUACGUUCGAGAAUAUAGACCUAGACUUUUGUGUGUGGGGGGGGGCUGAGGUGGGGGGUCUUUGAUAAGUUAAAGAACGCUCUAUGUAUAGAAAAAGGAUUACAUGAACGAGUUUACGUAAAUCAAAGGGUAUCAUUACCAAAAAUCUAAACUAUUUAUCUAUAGUUAAAGAAACGAUCACUUCUAAUAAUACAAACCUCACAUUUGUCAUUUUGAAAAUGCUGAGAUAAUCGUUAACAUUGUGACCCAGAACGGAAGCAUGGAAAAAGGAACAGUCAAUUUUUUUUAACACGAACCUUAUGUUUGUACUUUUGAGAAUGCUUAGAAAAUCACGUGGUACAUCCCAACAACGAAGCAUAAUAAAAGAGACUGUCACUUUUACGAUGAA
Aplysia californica (California sea hare) is the source of this 1983-nucleotide messenger RNA. Its product is annotated as putative G-protein coupled receptor F59B2.13. Gene Ontology annotation, cellular component: plasma membrane. The record is from RefSeq and is a predicted model, not a curated record. Bases 475 to 1518 code for a protein of 347 amino acids. Gene Ontology annotation, biological process: G protein-coupled receptor signaling pathway. Gene Ontology annotation, molecular function: G protein-coupled receptor activity. The transcript is spliced from 2 exons. Lineage: Eukaryota; Metazoa; Mollusca; Gastropoda; Aplysiida; Aplysiidae.